This is a messenger RNA of Electrophorus electricus (electric eel), 8115 nucleotides long. NCBI's taxonomy places the organism in Eukaryota, Metazoa, Chordata, Actinopteri, Gymnotiformes, Gymnotidae. The record is from RefSeq and is a predicted model, not a curated record.
GUCAGCAUGGAAGGAGCGGGCUGCCGUACUCUCCGUGGGCAUGACAGCUGAUCGCAGCGUCUCGUCCGUGGCAAGCCCGGGGGCUCUCCAGCUUGUUGGCACAUCACAUACACAAUCGCCUCUAAUGCUAAAGGUGUAGGCUGCAUUUGGAAAUGUAAUGGGCAGCGCUCCAAAGUGAAAGGAUAAGGAAAGCUGUCCCAGCGCCGAUCCCUGGCUCGACACCACCAACGCGGCGAAGUCGUUACAUAUCAAACAGCUGCUUUCUCCUGUCUUCAUGCUCGGUGGCUCCGGCAGCAGGGCAGUGGCUGGAACAUGGCUCUGACCCUCAUCCCUCCCUCCCCGUGGCCAGGUCACGUCAGCUCAGGUCUGGGAGAGAAGAGGGCACUCUGAUACUCCUGUUGUUGCGGUCAUUAUAACCAAACUUUGAACAUUUUCAGCUAAGAGGUGUUUCUGGACAAAACCUCCUGUUGCCUUGAUCACUAAACCAAAAUCAAAGGCACAGACCGAGGAUGGAGGCAGGCUCGGUGGUGCGCGCUGUGUUUGAGUUCCUGCCCAGCGUCUCGGAGGAGCUUCCCCUCUUCGCCGGCGACAUCGUCGAAGUCCUUAGCGUGGUAGACGAGUUCUGGCUGCUGGGAGUCAAAGACGGAGUCACAGGCCAGUUCCCCAGCACCUUUGUGGAAUCGGUCACCAUCCCCCCUACAAAACCGGGGGAGCAACUCUAUGUGUGUAUCAGCCACUUCACCUCCUCGGAGUCUGGCCACCUCCCCCUGAAGAGAGGUGACGUGGUGGCUGGCGAGGGCAGGGUGCAUGUGGCCUGGCAGAGGGGUCGCAAUGCCUGGGGCUCGCGGGGCCUGUUCCCCACAUCCUGCGUGAAGGAGAUGGAGCUGUCCUGCCGUUCCAGGCAGCUGAGCGAGCGCAGCGCGGCGGCCCAAGCGUCCGAGCUGCCGCCCCACGCCCUGGGCCGGGCCCGGGCCCUCAUGGGCCUCCGCGCCCAGCUUGACGAGGAGCUGGACUUCCGCGAGGGUGACAUCAUCACCAUAGUGGCCGUGCCCGAGCCGGGCUGGUUCCAGGGGGAGCUGGAUGGCAGGACGGGCGUGUUCCCUGAGGGCUUUGUGGAGCUGCUCACACCCCUGCGCUCGCCCCAGGAAGAAACUGAACCUCCCAGCAUGGACCAGUAUCACCAGCUGGGUAAGGAGGAAGAGGAGCAGAGUGUCCAGGAGGGGGAGCAGGAGCAGGAGGGAGUGAAGCAUGACACGGAAACGGAGACACAGCAUCAGGAGGAAGAGGAGGAGGAGGAGGAGGAGGAAGAGGAGGGAAGCAUGUACGGCACUGCCCUGUACGAGUUCCGGGCUUUGGAACCAGGGGAGUUGGACUUUGAUGUUGGGGACAGAAUACGGAUCUUCGGAACGCUGGAGGACGGCUGGUUAGAAGGGCAGUUGCGGGGUAAGAGAGGGAUUUUCCCCCAUCGGUUCGUUAAGAUGGAUAUGCAGCUGCAGGCUGUGCCACACCUACCGGUUGGGAACAAGGAAGUGAGGCACCCAGAAAAACAGCAAGGGCACAGUUUUCCAGCUGAGUGCACUUCUGGCCAAAGAGACCGUACUGUGCCGGAGUAUGAGCAGGAAUGUGUCACCCACGAAGACCACACAGUCUGGGAUCUGGACUACUUUGAACGCAGGGAGAAGAGCAAAGAGACCCGUGUGAGGGACGCACAGUCCAAAGCCGGCUCUCAGGACAGGGCGGAGGCUUGGAGCCAGCCACGGCCCCAGCUGGGGCCCCGGAGGAGAGAGAGGCCUCCGCCCCCACUCACGCAGCCCAGUCGCACGCGCCACUCGUUCCAGAGGGCGGACUCGGGGAGGCCCGCUCCGGCCAGACCGCAGCUGCCCCCCCGACCAAGCUUCCACAUACUCAGCAGCAGGCGGCACAGUGCCAGCAGUCGGAGAAGCCUGCCGGCGGGAGUUCCCGUUCCCAGCGCCAGGACCCAGAGCCUUAAGCAACCUGGCAGAACCACGGCAGGCUCCCAGAGCAGGUCCUCCUGGACCAGGAAUAACAGGCAGUACGCGUCCCAUGACGGCGGCCACCCCUUCACCACCAGAGUGUUGGCCGGCCAGGAGGAGACGAGCCACUGUGCCAGUGUUGGCGAUGCCAAUCUCAGUUCUAGUGAGAGUGGUGAGCGGAGGGUGUGGUCACAGGGGCAGACCAAUGGGCUUUCGGCUUCUCAGACACUGGACUCUCUGGCCAUGUCUACGGGCAACCUGGAGGACAAGCUGUCCCAACAGUUGCUGGAGUUUGAGAGAAGCCUUCCAGGUUGUGCCAGGGGCAGAGAGGAUCAGGGCAGGACGGAGGAGUUCGGUGUUGACUGGGAAAACAAGGCCACCCGCCACUUCUCCAUCUUGGACUACAGCAGUGAAAAUGACAUCAUCAGAGGCUCUUCCCACUCACCGCUAGGCCACCUCCUGCCCCCUGGCCCCUCCCCUUCAGAUGCCACCUCCUCUCUGGAGAGGCGGAAGACACUGCGGCCUCCUCCUCCUCGUCCCAAGAUCCUCAAACCGUCAGCACCUCCGAGCUCCCACACUCUUCCUCUUACCAAUGGCCGCGUUGCCCCGCAGCCUUGUAGGCCGGCCCCGCCGGCACCCCGCCCACCUCCACCCUGUCCCCGCCCAAGCCCGGAUGCCCCGGCCCGCCCCUCUACACAGAACCCCAACCUCUUAUUCUCAACUGAGCCAGAAGAGGUGGUGCAGGAGGACGAGCUCAAGGAAGCUGAAGACGUUCUAGAGAUGGAGCGAGAGAGGGAGAGGGAUCGGGAGCAGUACGGACUCCUCCUCAGGCUCGAGGAGGUGGAGAGGGACAUCGAUGUGUACACAUGCACAGCCCAGGAGCUGCGUGCCAUACUGGAGGAAGAGGGGGAGGAAGAAGAGGAGGUCCGCCAGCAGUCUCUGGACAACCUGGCGUUGUGCACCUACACGGUGGAGAUCCUCACCCUGGAGCAGCAGCAGUUACGAGGACGUAUGGGACGGGACAGUUUUGUGUUUACCCUCAACGCUGUUGGUUCAACAAUCAGCUGCUGGGAGUGUAGGUGUGUGCAGAAUGAGAUGACUGCUUCUGCGUCUAAGACUCUGGAGUCGGCGCCGACCUCUGCAGCCACCACCGAGGAUCCGGAGCAGAGGAUGCUGGAGAAAAGGUCAAAGGUCAUAAAGGAGCUCCUGCAGACUGAGAAGGAUUACAUAAAAGACCUGACAAUGUGUAGGACAAAAAUCAUGGAGCCCAUGAAGAGUAAACAGGUCCAGAAUAUAGACUUUGAUGGUCUUUUUGGCAACAUCGAAUCCGUAACUGAGCUUUCCAGCCGGCUUUACGAGGCACUUCAGGAUGCAGACUCUAUAGGAAAAGUCUUCCUGGACUUCAAAUCUGAGCUGGAGGAGGUGUACAAACUAUACUGUCAGAAUCAUGACGAUGCCAUCUCCCUGCUGGAGACCUACGAGAAAGAUGAGACCAUCCAGAGACAGGUGCAGGCGUGUCUGGAGACUCUCCGAGAGAUGUACCGCGAGUGGGGGAAGACUAACUACAUUAAUCUGGGCUCCUUCCUCAUUAAGCCUGUGCAGAGGGUGAUGCGUUACCCACUGCUUCUCACCGAGCUCCUGAACACCACGCCGGUGUCCCACCAUGAUAGAAAGCAGCUGGAAGACGCUGUGCAGUCCAUCAAAGAGAUCAACGUCAACAUCAACGAGCACAAGCGGAGAAAGGAUCUCGUGGUGAAGUACCGCAAAGGUGAUGAGGACAGGCUCAUUGACAAGAUCUCCAAACUGAGCAUGCACUCAAUCAUCAAGAAGUCAAACAGAGUGAGCAGCCACCUGAAACAUCUGACUGGGAUUUCACCACAGAUCAAAGAUGAAGCAUUUGAUGAAGCGGAGAAGCGAUUCAGACUCCAGGAGCGACUAAUCAAAUCCUUCAUCAGGGACAUUUCCCUCUACCUGCAGCACAUACGGGAGUCGGCCUCGGUGAAGGUGCUGUCAGCCAUCAGUUUCUGUGACAUCUAUGCUGAGCAGCACCAGGACCCUGAGCCCUUCCAGCAAGCCCAUCGCCUCAUCAGUGAAAGGCACUUCACCCUGUUUAAGGAGAGGACCGAGGCCCUGGUCAUCUCGCCCCUCAACCAGCUGCUGUCCAUGUUCGCCGGGCCGCACAAGCUCAUCCAGAAGCGCUUCGACAAGCUGCUCGACUACGACAGCUGCAAGGAGCGCGCCGAUCGCCUGCGUGAACGGCGCGUGCAGGACGAACUGCAGGCGGCCCGCAACAACUACGAGGCGCUAAACGGGCAGCUGCUGGACGAGCUGCCCAAGUUCCACCGCGCAGCCGAGGAACUGCUGACGGGCUGUGCGCGAGCCUUCACCCAGGCCCAGAGAGACUUCAUCCGCCGCGCGUUAGAGGAGCUCACCCCCCUCAUGCAGCUUCCAGAUGCUGGUGGCGCAGAGGGGAACCUGGUGGCCCUGUUUCAGGAGGACCACAGCCGUGUCCUCCAGCUGCUCCAAAGCUUCAGCUUCUACCCCGAGAGCCUGCCCACGUCCCGCAAGCCUUUCGACAAGAGGACGCUGGAGAAGCAGAGCUCCAAGAAGCCGCUACACAACCCCCCAAGCUGCAUGCUGCAGACGAAUGAGCACCGGGCAGCACUGCUGAGCCGCUACGACCCAGACAAACUCUUCCAGGCUGAGAGGAACUUCAAUGCAGCACAGGACCUGGACAUAUCCAUACUGGAGGGGGACCUUGUGGGGGUCAUCAAACAGCAAGACCCCAUGGGCAGCCAGAACCGCUGGCUCAUAGACAAUGGUGCCACAAAGGGCUUUGUUUACAGCUCCUUCUUGAAGCCCUAUAACCCACGUAGGAGCCAAUCAGAUGUCUCCAUUGAGAGCCAUUCUUCCAAUGAGUCAGGUUAUGGUGGCUCCUCCCCCGUGUUCUCUAGACAGAACAGCAACAGCACACUGACAUUCAACCAAGAGACAUCCACUGUCAGCUUCUCUAUAGCUGCUCCCCCAAACAUGGCAUCCACACGCCCAACUCAGGACUCUGCCCCCUCCCACAGGAACACCAAUACAGACUCUGCAUCACCUAACUACCCUCCCACCAAUCAGAGGGAUACCCUUGACUCCUCUUACAGGAAUUAUUCCAAUCACAGGGAACUGCCUGAGAAAGCCUAUUGUAACACAGCAAAUCUCAGGGACUACUCAGAGCCUUUGUACGAGAAUCUGGCCAAUUACAGAGAUGCCUCUGACUCAACUUACACUACUCCAGCCCAACUCGGGGACCUCUCAGAUCCCUCGGAGACAGAAUCUUGCUCCUCCAAUAGGGACUCAAGUCUCGAGUCGUCACAGAGGUACACAACCUAUGGCUCUCAACAGAGACGGAAUGGGGAGUGGUCAGCACAGCCUAGGAGGCCUCAGUACCCUGCUGAUGAAAGCACAGAGCCCCGCCCAGAUCCUGAGCCGGAGCAGGACGGCCAUCAGAUUUAUUAUGCUCUUUAUUCUUUCAAUGCACGGUGUUCCAAUGAGCUAAGCAUCUCCGCCAACCAGCGGCUACGGAUCCUUGAGUUCCAGGACAUGAAUGGCAAUCAGGAGUGGUGGCUGGGAGAAGUGGAGGGACGGAGGGGCUAUGUCCCCUCUAACUACAUCCGCAAGUCAGAGUACACCUGAGUGCCACGUCCCAUCUGGGGAGAUGCAGACAGCCCGCUGGUGAGGCCAGACCUCCGCAGACAAGCUCGGCUGGGGAGAGAGACAGAAGAACAGACAUUACCCAGCUGCUGUGGGAGAUGAGGCGACGUGACAAAAGACAAGUGUCAUUUGGAACUGUUUAUUGCUGCUGUUGGGAAGAGAACGUGUCUCUCCUUUAACUGUUUCCCAUUCCUCAACUUUCCCAUUUGUUGUAUUCUGUUCUGGAACGUGAGACUUGAACUCUCUCUUGUGGCGCUCAUGAGGAGUGUUUGAGCAUGGUGCAUUCUGGUUCUGGAUCAAGAAUGUGGUGGCCUGUGUGACAACAUGGGUUAUGUUCAGGCUUGCACUCUGGUGCACUGAAUGCCAAGGGGCAUUCUUAGUUGGUUGGGUGCAGUCUGAGAAUAGUGCUAGCACUUACCUGGUGUACUAAAGAAAAACAGAUUUAUUGUGAAGUGGAAAAACCUGUACUGGAUAUGCGUGCAUGACUCUGGCAUGAAAAACUGAUAUUAUGCAGGGGUGUGUGUUAUGGGAGAAAGCACACUCAACUGAACCAGUGGAGCCAAUGUGAUGUCUUGGAGACAUGUAAACUCACCCAGUUGACAAUCACAGUGCACAUGGAGACAGACCUAUGCCUCAUUCACCUGCUGUGUAUUAAUCUCUUUUAACAUGAAUAACAAGAAGUGUGUAUUUUUUACAGUGCUCAGAACCAGGUUCUGAUUAUGUAUCUCCUGACCAAUAUUUAAAUUCUCUCCUGAGACUUGGAAUGAAACGUAAGAGGCUUCUUUUUUUUUUUUUGAAUGCCUUCUGUCUUUUGAGCCACUCACAUAUGUAUGAGUUUUAUAGGAACUAGAGCCACAAAUGGGUUUGAUCGAUAGCGAGUGAGAGAUCAAACUAUUUGAUGUGUCCCCUCUCAAGAUGAUUAUUUGAUCCUAUGACAUCAUUUCAUGCUGUGUAUUGAACAUGUAUGUCUGUACUCCAGUGUCAAGUGAGCCAUUCCCUUACCAUUUGAAUAAAAAACUUAGGAAUGACUAAGUGUGUCUGAAUAGCCCAGUGUGACUCAAUGACCAUGUUGUCCCUGCCAUACUGUUGCCUUUUAUAGAGGCCUCUGCACUCUGAACAGAUCAUGUUUAUCAGUGCUGUUUAUAAUUCAUUGAACAUUUUACUAUAAAGUUUUUUUUUCUUUACAUGUGUCUCCAGUUUUGGGACCAUCUUCUCUAGUUUUGAACCUCGGUCGGUACUGAUCUCAGUUGGUACUGAUGUAAUGUUAAUGCUUUGUUCUUCACUGCUACCAAUGGUUCCAGAUAGUGUUCCAUCAGUACCAAAACUGAUCAUACAAGUGACUGACUGACUUUAUAAAAUCUGUUUAUUUGUAAGGCUUCAGAGAGAUUAGUUCAGAGCAGUGAUUCAAAGUAAACAUAGUGAAAAGUAAACAUUGCCAUUGACCCAGUGGAGAAAGAAGUCAGAACUCACCUCCUGCUUAUUCCAGCAGGACCACAGAGUUCAUUUGGUCUUAAGGAAUUGCAAUGCCCAUGUCACAAUUCACAUAUGAACUGCCUAAAUUAACAUAAACAUAUAAACAAAGGUGAGAAGCCACUAGUGGAAAUCUUAUGUUGUAGAGCAAAGCUGGAAGUUGUGGCUAAAGGGGGUGGAUACUGUGUAUGCAUGCAUAUGGUUGGACAGACUGAAGGCAUGUAGAAUCAAUGCUGUGGUCUAAUGAUUGACAGCUGGAGUGGAGCAAGCCCAUAUAUGAGCUUGUAUACCUCUUUGCUCCAGGCUGUGAGGACUCCUCUGCUGAACGGGUUGUGUCCAGAGGUGCCAGUGUCAUGCUCCCACUGUUUCUGCUGUUGCUAAGUCUGCAGUGCCUUAGCCAGCCUGCACGAGCAUCAGAAGUACGUAGAAGCUUUGGAAUUGCUGCUUCUGCCAUGCAGAAGACAUAAUGAUUAAAUACCAUGGCUUUGUUGAAACGAAAUUCUCCAUACCAAGUCUUUGAAUGCAAGUGCGGAGCAAGGCCACAGAAACAGUGUUAAACUCUUCAGGUUGAAGGCUGAAAUUGUUCUAUACAUUUCUUGGUUUUGAUGGGUUGUAAAAAUGCAAUCACACUUAUCACUAAUAGGGUGAUCAUACAUCAUUUUUCCAGGGCAUCAGCCAUUCAUUGGGAUCUAAAAGGCUGGCAUCUUUAAAUAACCAAAUUCCCAACAUUUUAGGUUUUGAUUUCAUGUUGAUAUUUGCUUUCUGCAGUCUGCACAGUGCCAUCCUCCUGUUCACUGUGUCCUUUUUUUCUUUAUUUGAAAAGCAUAAUAUGGUCCCCCUAACUAUGGUACAGUGUAUGUCUGGUUAAAUAUAUUGAUUUUGUUGUCCUGAGGCCACUUGGGUUGAUGUAUCGAUUUGACUCCAGACCUAAUUAAACCUCCUUGCCUUCUAA